AUGACUGCGGCGGCCGGGCACUUGGAAGGCCUGGCCUUGGGUUUCCCGGUGGGUGGAGGUGGCAUUUGCCUGAAGCAACCUCACUGUGGUCACCAGCCCGAGCGGCCUCCUCCAGCGGCCUCCUCCAGCGGCCUCCUCCAGCGGCCUCCUCCAGCGGCCUCCUCCAGCGGCCUCCUCCAGCGGCCUCCGAAUUGCGAAGGGCAGAAUAUCCGAUACAAGACGUGCAGCAAUCAGGACUGCCCCGCCGACGCCGAGGACUUCAGAGCCCAGCAGUGCUCCGCGUACAACGACGUCCAGUACCAGGGGCACUUCUACGAGUGGCUCCCGCGGUACAACGACCCCGUGGCCCCCUGCGCGCUCCAGUGCCACACGCGGGGCCGGAGCCUGGUCGUGGAGCUGGCGCCCAAAGUCCUCGACGGGACUCGCUGCCACACGGACUCGCUGGACAUGUGCAUCAGCGGCGUCUGCCAGGCCGUGGGCUGCGACCGGCAGCUGGGCAGCGGGGCCAAGGAGGACAACUGUGGCGUCUGCGCGGGCGACGGCUCCACCUGCAGGCUGGUCCGGGGCCAGGCCAAGUCCCACCUGUCUCCCGAGAAAAGAGAGGAGACCGUGAUCGCUGUGCCCCUGGGAAGCCUCCGGGUGAGGAUCACGGCGAAAGGACCAGCCCACCUCUUUAUUGAAUCAAAAACACUUCAAGGAAACAAAGGAGAACACAGCUUCAGCAGCCCGGGAAUCUUUACCAUCGAGAACACAACUGUGGAGUUUCAGAAGAGCGCAGAGAGGCAAACCUUUAAGAUCGCUGGUCCUCUGAUGGCCGACUUCAUCUUCAAGACCAGGUACACAGUGGCCAAGGACAGCACCGUCCAGUUCUUCUUUUACCAGCCCAUCAGUCACCAGUGGAGACAGACCGACUUUUUCCCCUGCACCGUGACGUGUGGAGGAGGCUACCAGCUCAACUCUGCCGAGUGCGUGGACGUCCGCUUGAGGAGAGUGGUUCCCGACCACUACUGCCACUACUACCCCGAGAACGUCAAGCCCAAGCCGAAGCUGAAGGAGUGCGGCAUGGACCCCUGCCCGUCCAGUGAUGGAUUUAAGGAGAUCAUGCCCUAUGACCACUUCCAGCCCCUGCCCCGCUGGGAGCACAACCCCUGGACGGCAUGCUCCGUGUCCUGCGGGGGCGGGACCCAGCGGCGGAGCUUCGUGUGCGUGGAGGAGUCGCUGCACGCCGAGGUCCUGCAGGUGGAGGAGUGGAAGUGCAUGUACGCGCCCAAGCCCAAGGUGAUGCAGACCUGCAACCUCUUCGACUGCCCCAAGUGGGUCGCCAUGGACUGGUCUGAGUGCACGGUGACCUGCGGGCGAGGCCUGCGCUACAGAGUCGUGCUGUGCGUCAGCCACCGCGGCCAGCACGUGGGCGGCUGCAGCCCACAGCUGAAGCCGCACAUCAAGGAGGACUGCGUGGUGCCCGUGCCCUGCCACAAACCCCGAGAAAGAGAUCCAGGGGGGGCUGCGCUGCCGUGGUUGAAGCAAGCCCAGGAGCGAGAGGAGAUGAGGAUAGUGACCGAGGACCCCACGUUCGUCCCGGGCCCCUGGUCAGCCUGCAGUGCUACGUGCGGCCCCGGCGUGCAGGUGCGCGAGGUGAAGUGCCGAGCGCUCCUCGCGUUCACGCGGGCUGAGACCGAGCUGCCAGCCGAGGAGUGCGAGGGGCCCCGGCUGCCCACGGAGCGGCCCUGCCUGCUACAGCCCUGCGGCCCGGACCCUGCGGCCCCGGAGCCCAGCGGUGCUCCGCAGGACGGCGAGACCACCUACGGCUGGGAAUAUGCCGGCUUCACCCCGUGCACGGCCACAUGCCUGGGAGGCCUCCAGGAAGCCAUAGCCGUGUGCUUACACAUGCAGACCCAGCAGGCGGUCAACGACAGCUUGUGUGACCAGGUCCACCGUCCCCCCGCCAUGAGCCAGGCGUGCAACACGGGGCCCUGCCCGCCCAGGUUGGAGUCCAGGUUUCAAAGUCCCCUGGAAUCCGGGAGGCCUGGGGAGGUGCACCCUGAUUUCCCCCGAGCGUGGCGCGUGGCUCUGCCAGGCUCGGGGACGGGCAGCCCGCAUGGCACCGGCACCGUCCUGUGGAAUAACGAGCAGGAACGCCCUGAGGUUUCCAGAAUGUGCAGGAGGUUCAUGCUCCAGGCAGAGAUGAAGCCAGAGACAAAGCCAAGACUUAGUGGUCGGGGCCCUGAGAUUCUCAGCGUGCGAAGGAUCUACAUCCAGACCCGGGAGGAGAAGCAGAUCAACCUGACGGUGGGGAGCCGGGCUUACCUGCUGCCCAACACAUCCGUGAUCAUCAGGUGCCCCGUGCGCCGAUUCCAGAAGUCUCUGAUCAGGUGGGAGAAGGGUGGCCGUUGUCUGCAGAGCUCCAGACAGCUGCGGGUGACAAAGUCAGGCUCCCUGAAGAUCCCCCGGCUCGCAGCUGCCGACAUCGGUGUGUACCGGUGCCUCGCGGGCCCGGCUCAGGAAACAGUGGUUCUCAAGCUUAUCGGCACGGACAACCGGCUCGUGGCACACCCAGCUGUCCGAGAACAUGCCCGGGACCCUUCCGGGGCGGACCCCGGGGAAGCCAAUAGCUUGGGUGCCGUGUGGCAGAAAAUGCAGCAACUGUGGAGUCUCAAAGAUGAGCUUUACCCGCCCGAUGGCCAGAUGGACCGCCCGGCUUUCUUCUCGAGAGCUCUGUCGGGCCCCUGCAGCCGUGGUUCUCCAGGCAGCGGCGGUCCCGGCGGCGACGCCCCCUCAGGCCUUGAGCCCAGGCAGUUCGAAGCAGCGGCGCAGCAGGGAGCCCACAGCCUGGACAUGGCCCAGUUUGAGGAGCUGAUAAAGAACCUGAGUCGGCUGCUGGAGACAGGAGAGAUCAGCAGGGAUCUGGCGUCCCAGGUGAUACACCAGCUGGCGGCCGAGCUGGUUCAGGUGCAGCCCGCACCCGUGCCCAAGAGCCGUGGGGACGAGGAGAUCCUGAACACCCGGCCCGGAGACCCGGCAGGAGACGGACCCCCGAGCUCCGCGGGGCCCCGCCCGGGCAGGCGGCCCGUGCUCCUAAGGCAGACACAGCCCUCCGCCAUCUCCUUCAAUACAACCAUCACCGCCCAGGUCGGAAACACCGUGUACAUCACAAACAAGACGGAGACCAUCCACAUCCUGUGCGGCCUGCGGGUCCCCACCCACGCCACGUACACGUGGACUAAGGACGGGGAGCUGCUGCGGCCCACGGCAGGGAUAGUCGUGGAUGGAGCCGGGAGGAUACAGAUCAGGAACCCAACCAGGAGGGAGCAGGGAAUCUACCAGUGCUCCGUGGCCAGUCCUCUGGGCUCGGACGCGGGGAGCUCCUCUGUGCUCUGGGCAGCGGCGCCUGUCAUCUCCUCUGUUGAAAGAAACGUCACCAAACCAGAGCAAAGUCACCUCUCAGCCGUGGUGGGCAGUACCGUGGAGGCCGCCCCGGGGGCAGACGUGACCCUGCAGUGUCCCGUGGGAGGAGUCCCCACGCCCGCCAUAGCGUGGCUGAAGAGAGGAGGACCCCUGGGCGACAGCGCUUCCUUGCUUCCCCGCGGCUCCUUGUUGUUACGGAAUGUCUCGCUUGAACAUGAAGGAACCUACGUGUGCACAGCCGCCAACGCCCUGGGCCAGGCAGAGGCUACCUCUGUGCUCCACCUGCUGGAGCGAAGAUGGCCAGGCAGCGAUGCUGUGUCUCCUAAAGACCAUCAGAAGGGAGAUCCCUGGGCCUCCACACCUGGACCCAACAGCAGUGACCCGACAGGACCCCUGCCUCAAGAGCCUGUUUGGGAGCCUGGUCCCUGGACGCCCUGCCCCACCGCCUGCGGCCCCCCGGGCGCCCGCAUUCAGAGGCCCCGGUGUGUGGGGGCCAGCGGGCAGGAAGUGAGCGAGGCCCUCUGUGCACACCGCCAGAAGCCGCGGGCAGGGUUUCAGCCCUGUGAGGCCCAGGGCUGCCCGGCCAGGUGGUUCACCAGCGCGUGGUCAGCGUGCUCGGUGCCGUGUGGCCGCGGCUUCCACAGCCGGCAGGUGACCUGCAAGAGGAGGAGAGCCGACGGCACGGUUGAGCCUGCGCCGCCCCACGAGUGUGCCUCCAGCGCCCGGCCCCGGGGGAGGAGGCCGUGUCCGAACCGCCCAUGUGACCGACAGUGUCCGGCACGCUGCACGGGCCGCGCCGGCCGGGGGCAGCCGCGCCGUCCUGCGUGUGGCCCGGGGCCGGACUGUGACUCCAGGAAGAGGUACGGCUGCGGGGCAGCACAGGGCGAAUCCCUCCCGCCCCUGCGGCCUCCCGUGACGCGUGUCAGCGCGCUCCUCACUAGAAUACGUGAGCGACUACUGCUGCGAGACACGGCUCGGGCCGCCUCGGUCAUCCUCCCUGGCAGGGGCCGGGCAGAGGCCCUGUGUCCACAAAGGCGGCACUACCCUCCAGGGCGGACACCACCGCGCAAGUCAGAACACUGA
Molecule: messenger RNA, 4488 nt
Organism: Dipodomys ordii (Ord's kangaroo rat)
Lineage: Eukaryota; Metazoa; Chordata; Mammalia; Rodentia; Heteromyidae
Gene: Adamtsl3
Product: ADAMTS-like 3
Exons: 25
Coding region: 1-4488 (1495 amino acids)
Biological process (GO): extracellular matrix organization
Cellular component (GO): extracellular matrix
Molecular function (GO): metalloendopeptidase activity
Source: RefSeq, a predicted model, not a curated record